Messenger RNA from Zingiber officinale, 1621 nucleotides. RefSeq names its product RGG repeats nuclear RNA binding protein A-like. The record is from RefSeq and is a predicted model, not a curated record. The transcript has 6 exons. Gene Ontology annotation, molecular function: RNA binding. Gene Ontology annotation, cellular component: nucleus; cytoplasm. The coding region runs from base 264 to 1412 and encodes 382 amino acids. Lineage: Eukaryota; Viridiplantae; Streptophyta; Magnoliopsida; Zingiberales; Zingiberaceae.
UUGUCCCUAUCAUUGGUUGAUGAGAUUAGAUUAGGUUUGCUUGCUCCUUAGAAGGAAGGAAGCCUUGUUCAUCGUCGGAAAUUGCGGCUAGGGAUUUUGAUCCAAAAUCAUACCUUUCUACUGCUUUCCGGGGAGGUAUUCAUCUCUUUCCUGGAAUUUCUGGUCCUUUUAAUGGAGGUGGGAUCGCAUCGGUGGCUGUGUUAGUUCCGAAGAUUCCUCGGGUGCCACUUUGAGGGCGGAGAUUUGGACGACGUUUUGCGGAGAUGGCGACCACGAAUCCGUUUGAUCUACUGGGCGAUAACGACAACGAUGAUCCUUCGCAGCUCAUCGUCGCCCAGAAACAAAAGUUAGAUGCUAAGAAACCCACUGCGCGGGCCUCUAUUGCUCCGGCAGCGGUGAAGCUUCCGACGAAACCGGUCCCCCCUGCUCAAGCCGUGAGGGAGUCGAGGGAAGCGAGAAGCAACACCGCUCCAGCGCGUGGUGGGGCUGGUCGUGGUGGAUCUGGUCGCGGGCGAGGUGAUGGACGAGUUCCAAGUCGUGAUUUUGGAAAUGAGAACCCGAAUGAAUUUUCCAGGGGCUAUGGUGGUGGUGGUGGUGGUGGUGGUGGUGGUGGUGGAGGAGGAGGAGGAGGAGGAGAAGAUCGUGAUAAUGACAAGCCUGACAAGGAACGCCCUCCACGUCAGCCUUUCAGUGGUGGCCGUCGUGGUGGCUAUGCAGGCCGUGGAAGUUGUAGGAAUGAUGAAUCUGGAGGCGACUCUGAACGCCCUCCACGUAGGUUGUAUGAGCGUCGGAGUGGAACUGGCCGUGGCUAUGAGACGAAACGUCAAGGUGCUGGCCGUGGCAACUGGGGAAUUGUAGCUGAUGAAACACUUGAACAGGAAAAGGAUGAUGUCCUUAAGUCUGAUGAUAAGUUGCCAAUUGAGAGGCAUCAAGAACAGGAAAAUGCACCCUCAACAGAGGAGAGUAAGGAUAAGGAGGGCACUGCUAAUGAGACUGAAGAAAAGGAAGAGGAUGUGGAGAUGACUCUGGAAGAAUAUGAGAAAGUAAAAGAGGAGAAAAGAAAAGCCUUGCUUGCGAUGAAAGCCGAAGAGAGGAAGGUUGUAAUCGACAAGGAAUUGCAGUCAAUGCAGCUACUAACAACAAAAAAGGAAAAUGAUCCCGUUUUUGUCAAAUUGGGUUCCGACAAGGAUGGAAAAAAGAAAGAAAACAUUGAUCGCGAUGAACAAAGCAAGAAACCUCUGAACAUCAAUGAGUUCUUCAAGACCAGUCCAGGUGGCCGUGGGCGUGGCAGGGGAAGAGGUAACCGUGCACCAUCAAGAGAUAGUAUCGAAGGAGGGGGAUCAAGCUUCACUGCCACUGUUGCUCCAUCAAUCGAAGAUCCUAGCGAGUUUCCCACACUUGGGGCGAAGUAGAGUAUUAUUAUGUUUUACUUUCCGAGUAUUUAUAAAUCCUUGAAUCUGUAGAGAAUUUUAGUUCUUAAGCCAUGCCAUGCCAUGCCUUGUCAGAUAUUGACAUUGUGUCUGUUCUUCAUUUCGCUUGAAAUAUGCACACUGGAUAAACAUUAUUCUCCAUAUGCCUGGGCUACUUGCAUCUAAACACUGAAUCAGUUCAGUUUUGUCCA